AUGUAUCGGAAGUUGUCUAAGUUAGAACACUCGGAAAUAAAACAACUUCUUACAGAAGCUAAUAUAGAUAUUGCAAAGCAUUACGCAACAAACAAAAAAGCACUCGCUGACAUCCUCAAUGACUAUAAUGGUGCAAUAAGUUAUGAUAGAAUUCAUGAGUUCAUAAAGCCGCAACGCGGCGAGGACGAAGUCCAUGCAAGAGCAUUUCCUUUAAAUGACGUUGCUAUUGACUUAUAUCAUAGACGUUCAGUACCUCAUGAAGUAAGAAGAGAAAUGUUUGACAUAACAAAUGCAAACGUUGGUGAAACAAGAAGAAGAGACGACACACUGAAACAACAGAGAAGAGAGAUGUUUAAGAGCGCUAUAGAACAAGUUCGCAAAGCUAACGAUGUCAUUCGUUCCAUUGACGACAAACCAAAAGAAGGUGAGAGAUGGUUAAAGAAAGAUGAAGAGAAUAGGAAGAGAAAUGUGAAGUCAGGCAAUAGACUCAUUGACUUUAACAUCGAAGCUUUAGAUGAACCAAACAGAGACUACUUACACAAACAUUUCGGUAAG
Messenger RNA from Trichomonas vaginalis G3, 555 nucleotides. Its product is annotated as organellar and viral DNA polymerase type B. The record is from RefSeq and is a predicted model, not a curated record. The annotation marks the transcript as partial. The transcript has a single exon. Lineage: Eukaryota; Parabasalia; Trichomonadida; Trichomonadidae.